Rhodotorula toruloides NP11 is the source of this 2901-nucleotide messenger RNA. RefSeq names its product DNA repair protein Pso2/Snm1. NCBI's taxonomy places the organism in Eukaryota, Fungi, Basidiomycota, Microbotryomycetes, Sporidiobolales, Sporidiobolaceae. The transcript has 10 exons. Gene Ontology annotation, biological process: interstrand cross-link repair; double-strand break repair via nonhomologous end joining; protection from non-homologous end joining at telomere. The record is from RefSeq and is a predicted model, not a curated record. The coding region runs from base 1 to 2901 and encodes 966 amino acids. Gene Ontology annotation, molecular function: 5'-3' DNA exonuclease activity; damaged DNA binding.
AUGCCCGCCACUCUCGAGCAGUUCCUUCGAUCGACCACACCAGCCAAGCGCGGAGCAAAGAGGGCAGACGGGGCAGAAUUGGGAUCAGCAAAGAAGAAGGCGAAGAAGGCGAGCAGUCCAAGUGACGGAGCAGGAGGAACGCCCAAGACGUCAGGCAAGGGCAAGGCGAAGGCGGCCAGUCCUGCCUCAGCGAAAGGGAAGAAGGCCAAGGCUGUCAAGGGCAAGAAGCGCAAGAAAACAUUCGUCGAGGACAACCGCAACCUCGGGACGGUGGACUUGCUCGACUCGACCGACGACGACGAGGUCGAGGUUGUCGCUGAAUCGCCCUCUGCGGCCAAAGCUGGGCCAAGCGAAGUCAAGCGAUUAGUCCUUGAGGAGGAGGAAUGGCUGGCGGACGAGGCGGAUCGGCCGAAGACGCAGGACUUUGCGGCGGAUCCUCCAGCUGAGCAGGACGACGGUCCAGAAAGGACGGCGAACCUGCUUUCAGCGCAGUCUAAGCUGCGCGAUCCGGCCGAGCAAGACCCGUUCGACGGCUGUACCGACGACGAAGGCGAGUUGACGGUCCUCGGCGCGUCCAAGAAGGGGAAAGAGCGUGCGGACGCCGCGGAAGAGGAUGAUCUCGUUGUCGAAGGAGGCUUGACCUGCCCGGGCUGCAAGACGUCGCUCGACUCGAUGCCUGAAGCGGAUCGCGAUACGCAUGUCAACUCCUGCCUCGACUCGUCCGUCGCAUCGACUUCGACCCCUUCAGCACCAUCACGCGGUCUCCUUGCGCCCCUCUCUCGCCUCUUCACCUUCUCCUCCUCCUCGUCCGCACCUUCCGCCUCAUCCUCGAAACCCGCUCCAGCACCUCAACCCGGUCCAUCAAAACCCAUGUCUUUCCUCCCGAACGCUUUCACCGCUCUCAUGCGUGGGCACGAUGAGGCGAACCAGUGGAAGAAGGCGGAGGAGGCGGACAAGCAGAAGGGAAGGUUGCCAAAGGGCGAGGAGAGGAAAGUGCCGUUCUACAAGUGGAUCGACGGGAUGGAGAUUACGGUCGACGCCUUCAAGUACGGCAAGAUCGACGGCUGCAAAGCCUACUUCCUCUCGCACGCACACUCCGACCACUACCAGAACCUCAACUCGUCUUGGUCGCACGGCGAGAUCUACGCUUCGCAGACGACCAUCAACCUUAUCAAGCUCAAGCUGAAGGUCAAGGACGAGUACCUCUUCCCGCUCCCGAUGGACAAGACUGUCAAGGUGCACGGAAUCGAUGUCACGCUCAUCGACGCGAACCACUGCCCCGGCUCAGUCCUCUUCCUUUUCGAAGGACCGCACACGGAUCCGAAGUCGCCCUUCUCGAAGACGCCGAACAGGAUCUUCCGGUACCUGCAUUGCGGCGACUUCCGCGCUUCCCCACAGCACAUCCUCCACCCUUCGAUGUCCUAUCCGACGCCCGCUACUUCUCGCAUCAUGGCCCGAAGUUCCUCCUCGACGUCCCAGCCGUCAUCUUCUCAACCGCCUGAUCCUAUCCCCGGCCGCACUCUCAAGCGUCUCGACGCAAUCUACCUCGACACGACCUACCUCUCUCCCUCGUACUGCUUUCCCGCUCAAGAACUCGUCAUCAGCGCCUGUGCUGAACUCGUGCGCGAGCGAAUUGUCGGCGGCGACGAGACGGCGCUGUGGAGGGCCGAUGGGAGGGAGGCGGAGAGGAAGGGCAUGAAGGGGUGGUUGAAAGGUGACGGGACGGGAGUCAAGAAAGAAGAGGAGGGCGUGAAGGAGGAAGAAGAGAUGGAGAGGAUGAUGCAGCUUGGCGAAGGCGAAGAGCGCGAGUCGCAGACUCCGAUGCCAGGCCUCGACGACGACGAGCAGCUUUAUGGCGACGUCGACGAGCCUAUGGAGCUCGAGCGCUUACCGGAGGAAAUGGAUGACGCGGUCAUGGCACAUGGAGGGGAUGAAGAGGCGUGGCUUGCUGUGCAUGCGGAUGAGACGCAGGAGGGCGAGACGCAGGAGGGCGAGAUGAAGGUCGGCGGGGAGGCGGGCGAUGACAGUCAAGGAUGCGCCGCUGCGACUGUUGAUGACUCGGCGUGUUGCGGUGUCGAAGCCGAAGCCGAAGUUGGCGAGAUGCGUCCGAUCGAUGGUCAGGCGGACGACACGGUAGAUGUCAAGGCGGAGGGCGAGAUGAUGGAGGACCAUUCAGAGGAGAAGCCUGUUGUCGACGGUGUGGCGGACAUCAAGCCCGAGGAGGCGGACGAGAAGCCGGACGUCAAGCCGAAGAAGGAGCGCCUGCUCGUCCUGGUCGGGACUUACUCGAUCGGCAAGGAGCGCAUCGUCAAGGCUAUCGCCCACGCGCUUUCGACAAAGGUCUACUGCGACUCGUACAAGCGCUCCCUCUUCCUCGCGCAAGACGAUCCCGACCUUCAUGCCCUCCUCACCGAAGACCCGCUCGAGGCGCAGGUGCACAUCGGCGGUCUACGCGACAUCACAAGGGAGGCCAUGCAGGAGUACCUCGCCAAGUUCAAGGCGCCGCGCAUUGAGAAAGGGUUCACCAAGAUGAUCGGGUUGCGUCCGACUGGCUGGACCUACCGCUCGGAGACGAAGGACAAGUAUCCGUCCAUCCCGAAGAUCCUUCAGAUUGAGCAGCAGCGCAAGUUCUCGCCGGCGGGUCUCUACCCUCAGCGAGACUCGACACCGAUGACGAUGGCUUUCGGCGUGCCCUACUCCGAGCACUCGAGCUUUUUCGAGUUGACCUGCUUCUGCCUCUCGCUCGACUGGACCCGCGUCAUCCCGACUGUCAACGUCCACACUGCUUCGUCGCGCAACAAAAUGAAGGGAUGGAUCGACCGAUGGGGAGCGGAGAAGAAGCGUCGUGCGGACGCAAAGCUGCCGAAGAUCGUUCCGUUCAGGAACGUCAACUACUGGUGA